Molecule: messenger RNA, 3525 nt
Organism: Onychomys torridus (southern grasshopper mouse)
Lineage: Eukaryota; Metazoa; Chordata; Mammalia; Rodentia; Cricetidae
Gene: Ccm2l
Product: CCM2 like scaffold protein
Exons: 10
Coding region: 50-1750 (566 amino acids)
Biological process (GO): heart morphogenesis
Source: RefSeq, a predicted model, not a curated record
CUGGCGGGGAUGGCCAGGAGGGUGGCAGGAGCAGAGGAACCGGUUCACCAUGGAAUAUGAAGCCAAGAAAGGGAAGAAGGGCUUUGUGUCUCCCAUCCGAAGGCUGGUGUUCCCAAAGGCUGCACGCCAAGCUGCCUUCAGGAACCAUGUCAGUCGCAGGCCCCUGCACUCUAUGCCUCUGUAUCCUCCUGACUACCUCAUCGACCCCCACAUCCUGCUGUGUGACUACCUGGAGAAAGAGGUCAAGUUCCUGGGCCACCUCACCUGGGUGACUUCCUCCCUGAACCCCUCCAGCCGAGACGAGCUCCUGCAGCUGCUGGACACUGCCAGGCAGCUGAAGGAGUUGCCUCUGAAGACCACUCCGGAGCAGGACAGCAUCCUGAGUCUGUCGGCACGCUGCCUGUUGCUCACUUGGCGGGACAACGAGGAGCUCAUCCUGCGCAUCCCCACGCACGAGAUCGCCGCUGCCUCCUACCUGCAGGACGACGCGCUGCAUCUGCUAGUGCUUAAGACCGGUCUGGGCGUGGACCCGGUGCCGGCGGGCGUAGACGCCAGCCCCGGAGGUACGGGCCGAGAUCCGGGCCCUCCUGGCGCCGCACCCGAAAAGCGGCGGGUGGGCACCGCCGAGCGACGCCACACCAUCUGCAGCCUGGACUGGCGCAUGGCGUGGGGCGGGGGUGCGGGCGCCGAGGCCCGGGCGGCGGGCGGCGGCGGCAGCCUGGAGCGGCAGCGCGCGGGAGCUCGGGCGUCGGGCAGCUGGGAGCGGCGACAGACGUUCAGCGGCAGCUGGGAGCGGCGACACGCGGGCGGCGGCGCGGGCAAGCCGGGCGGCAGCUGGGAGCGGCGGCAGGCGGGCGGCGGCGUCGGCGGCAGCUGGGAGCGACGCCACCCCGGCCCCAACCCGCUGGAUCCCCAGAACCCCAGCCCGGAUGCCUACUGCAACCUGGUCAUCCUAGCUGUGGCCAACAGGGAUGCUGCUGAGGAGUCCUGUGCACUCAUCUGUCAAGUCUUCCAGAUCAUCUAUGGAGACCAGAGCAUCGAGUGUGUAGACCGGGCCGGCUACCAUUACAGAUCCACACCAAAGCGGCCAUGGCUCUCCAGCUGCAGUGAGAGCUGCCGUACAGAUGGGACGUUUGCCUACGACGCCGACUUGAGCUGCUGCAGCUCCUUCAAUGGCUCCCAGGACACAUUUGAAGCAUGUUACAGUGGUGCAUCCACACCAUCUUUCCAUGGCUCCCACUGCAGCAGUAUUGACCACAGUAGCUGGGCCUUCGAGCAGCUACAGGAUUACAUGGUCACGCUGCGGAGUAAGCUGGGUCCCCCUGAGAUCCAGCAGUUUGCAAUACUGCUACGAGACUAUCGCCUGGGGCUGCCUAUCCAGGAAUUCUGUGCAGGCCUGCAGAAACUCUAUGGGGACCGUAGGAAGUUCCUUCUCAUUGGGAUGCGGCCCUUUAUUCCGGACCAGGACAUUGGCUACUUUGAGAGCUUCCUGGAGAGUGUGGGCAUCCGUGAGGGUGGCAUCCUCACCGACAGCUUCGGCCGCAUCAAGCGCAGCAUGAGCUCCACGUCUGCCUCUGCGGUGCGCAGCUACAGCUACGACGGGGCAGCCCAGCGGCCCGAGGCGCAGACCUUCCACCAGCUGCUGGCCGACAUUACACACGACAUCGAGGCUCUGGCCCCCGACGACGACGACGUCUACGAGGAUGUCUCCCCAAGCGGGGGCGAUCAGGGUGAAGACAACUACCUAUAGCCCCGCUGCCCGCCUCGGGUCUCACACACUUGCUCGUGGGACACCAUCCUCUGAGUGCCCAGACAUCCUGGGUUCCCAUCUGUGCCUUCUGGGCUUCUGUUGCUACAGAUGGGUUUCUAGGGUUUCAGUUCCUGCAAUACCAAGAACGUCCUGCAGACUGCUUUACUCUAGGGAGAGCCAGACCCUAGAGUUCUCUACAGGAUGAAGAAUCCCUCCACCUACUGGCCGACAGAAAAGAUUUCCAAUCCAAGCCCCAGUUUUCUGCACACCCUGCCCAGCCUCAAAAUAAAAGCAUUUUCAGAGCCCAGAGACCUCUCUUCAAUUUUACAGGCUGAGAAACUGAGAAGUUUGUUGUUGUUGUCGUUUUGCUUUGUUUUUUUAAGGAAUAAAUAUGAGGGAAUGACCCUGUUCUUCUUGUAUAUCACUACCUAUUUCCACAUCUGUACAAUAAUUUCACCUCUUUUCACAAGUGGUCAUCGGGAUGAAUGGAGGUCAAGACCUUAGUAUUGAGGUCAAGACCUUUGCCUAGCAUGCGUAGAUGUUCAGUAAAUGCUGUUUCCUUCCACUUGGAAUGUUUUCUGACUCAGUUUACCUACCGUUCCUGGGAGCAGUGGGUGGAAUGCGAUAUCACAAAGACUAAAGGAGUUUAAAGCCUGAAGAAGAAGCAGGACUGGCCUUCACAGUGGUCUUAUAGCCUGGCCUUGCACCCAAGCUCCAGACACACACUCAGGACUCUGCAGACACUUGCCCUAGGGCUGGGCAAGACAAAGAACUGUGUAGGUUCGUUCUGCUGUGAGCUAUGGAUGUUAAGACAAGGCCAGCCCUUGGCACAGCCUGAGUGAGGACUGUGAGCCUUGAGAGGAGGCCAGAUACUUUUAGAAGAGAUAAAAUGUGUCUGCAAAGCCUUCCAUGGCCAAAUAUUUUCAAAUCAUGUGAUCACUGGAACUUAGUGUUCCAGAUUCCCACUUGGUUUUGUGGCCAAUGACUGUCCCUUCAUCACUGGGUCAUGCAAGGCUCUCCUGGUGUUGUGUUUCAUUCCUCCCCUGUCUGUAUUCUUCUCUACAUCACAAACCCCAGCCCCACAUGUCAAAACUCAUCCCUGUCCAUAAAACACACAAUGCAGGCUGGGAAGAUCAUGCCGUGCAUAAAAUGCUUACCUUGGAAUUAUAUGAUGGCCUGAGUACGGAUCCCCAGCACCCAUGUAAAAAGCCAGUGUGGUCACAUAUGUCUUUAACCCUAGCUGGGGUCGGGGUUACAGAGAGAGUGGCCAGCUAAUCAGUAAGUGUGGGUGAGAGACCCUCAGCUCGGUGAGACCGCUCAGAUUGUGAAACAUUUGUUGCAUAAGCCUAGCUGCCUGAGUUCGAGCCCCAGAACCCAUAUAAAGGUGGGGGGAGGAAAACAGCUACACAAAGUGGUCUUCUGACCCCCACACAUGAGCACAGUGGCGUCAUCAUGAGCACAGUGGCAUCACCACCACCACCCUGCAUAUAUAUAUGCAAGCACAGACACUAAUAAUAAUAAUUUUUUGUUAACAAAGAGAGACCCUUUCUUAAAAGGUAAGGCACAGAGAGACUGAAGAAGACACUCAGCAUUGACCUCUGACCUCCACAUGCAUGCAAACCCAGACAUGUACACACGCACAUACACUAUGCAAUGCUGUGUGCACAAGAACACAGCAUAAGUGACAUUGGAAUGGGUUCUAAUUCUUCCACUUCCUUUCACAAACUUGUUGUUUGGGUUGUAUUUUGUUUUGUUCUUGUUUUUUUGACGGGAUC